Gamsiella multidivaricata is the source of this 1105-nucleotide messenger RNA. RefSeq lists its product as uncharacterized. The record is from RefSeq and is a predicted model, not a curated record. Gene Ontology annotation, cellular component: Sin3-type complex. The coding region runs from base 92 to 1018 and encodes 308 amino acids. The transcript is spliced from 7 exons. Lineage: Eukaryota; Fungi; Mortierellomycota; Mortierellomycetes; Mortierellales; Mortierellaceae.
GUUGCUUCCUUGCAUCGGUCUUCAGAACAUCUCCUCAUCCAUUACUAGCGUCCUGAACGCUGUAAAAAAAAUAAAAAAAGAGAGGCAAGACAUGCCAUUAACUCCAGGACGAUUCGUCUUUUGCGAACGUGGUCGCAUCAUUGACAUCUGCAGGAAUGUGGAUGGCAUCCGCAUCGACAACACAGAGGCCAAGCUGGAGGGCUAUCAAGUAUACCUUGUGGAACAAUGGGCUAUCGAACGGAAUCGAGAAGUCGCUACAGCUGUAUCUUUCACUGGAGAUCCUGUCCAUAAGAUUCUAGUGGUCGCCAUCACGAUUGAACAUCAGGAUGUUUUCUGUCCGAGGCUAGAGAGAGUGUUUGAAAAUCUGCGGGAAGAAAAAGCACGGCCAAAGGAGACACCCAAUGGUCAACUCUUUGUAACGAAUCUCAGCUUGUUUGCGUCGUCACUCAACAUUGUCCUUGUGCCACAUGAGGGCGAUUUUGAUUUUUACAAACGACGAUUCUAUCUCAAUCUCAACCUCAGGAGAAUGGGUUGCAGUGGCCGAAGUGCACUCACGUCAAAGUCUCCAAGCGAUGCCCAGCGGGAGAAAUUCAAUCAGCUUUACAAGAUCUCGGACCUGACAGACUUUGAAGAGACAGUGAUCCGGCUAGUGGGUCUUGUGCAAAACAGUCUGUACAUUUUUGGACAUUUUAACCUGUCAGACGUCGAUGGACUGCUGUGUAACGCUACGAAGGAGGGCCUCGAUGAGUUUUAUGAUAUCUUCCUCAGCUCCAAGUUCCAGAGACUCUACUUGGAAAGCGCAUUGGACCCCGGCGUCCUAGCAGGGAUGUUUAGCAAGCUGUGGAACAUAAGAGGGAAAUUACAGCAUCUGGUCAACAACGUACCGAAAGAUCCGUUCGCAGAACCAGUAGCAUUCCUAAACGCCGUCAAGGCAUUCCAGGUGCGUUUACAAGGAUUAAGCAUUGGAAGUUUAAGCGAGGAGAAGGACCUCGUUUCUCAGGCACAAGUUUCCGAGUGAACUGACGAAGAUAUGCGAUCGGGAAAUUCAUAGAUCAAGAAGCCGGAUAUAAAGGCCCGUUUCUUGGACUUGAAGACAGUCGAAGCU